CCAAAGCACGGGCGUUGCAGAGAUUUGGUCCAAGCACUCAGUAAUGCUUGUUCUUUGCAAUUUAAUGAAAAACUUCUGCUUGCAGAGAUAAGAGGCCAUUUGAUUUACCGAUUCUUGGAAGAUCCAAUGAUAUUAUUAUCUACCAUAAAAGAAGAUGACCACCUUACCGCUUACAAGAUUCCAAAAGUUUUGAAGAAAACAAAGUUCCUACAACUGAUACACCGGCAGGAAGAACAGGGUACAGGAAAUGCUCAGAGCCCUGUUGGGUGGAAACCUUAUGGAACUCCUCUUGUUUCACCAAUAUCCUGUGAUGAUACUAUAACUACAAGUGACAUACAACAGAUAGUUCAUACUAUGCUCUCACCGAUGUUAAGAACAAAAGGUUCAGGUGCUAUGACCAUGAGCUAUGCUUCAGUUGUGGCUUCAAAUGAAUCCCAUUCAGAUUCUAGUAUAGCCGAUCCAACAAAAGGAGAUGGUGGAAGUUCUAAACCAAUGCUGUCAGAGAAGCUUCCACUGCAGCUGGUUGACGAAAAUAAUGCUUGCAUCGACUUAACUGUUGGUGAUGAUAAGGUGGUCAAAUUAUCAUUAUCCUCCAUGUCAAUUCUUGUAUUUGUUGACUGGUCCCAGAAGCUUCUGGCAAGUUACGAUACCAAACACUUAGAAAAUCUUCCAGAAGUUUGUAAGCAUGUGCAUGUUAGCAAGAAAGCUCGUAAUGAACCUCUCUCAUUGUACACUUGCUUGGAAGCUUUUCUACGCGAGGAGCAUUUGGUACCUGAGGACAUGUGGUACUGUCCUCAGUGCAAGGAGAGGCGCCAGGCAAGCAAGAAACUGGACCUUUGGAGGCUUCCAGAAGUUCUUGUUAUUCACUUGAAAAGAUUCUCCUACAGUAGGUCGAUGAAGCACAAGCUUGACACAUUUGUAAAUUUUCCCAUUCAUGACUUCGAUUUGACAAAUUAUGUUGCGAACAAGAACAACACACGGCGUCAGAUAUAUGAACUCUAUGCCCUGACAAAUCAUUAUGGAGGCAUGGGUAGUGGACAUUACACAGCACACAUUAAGCUUCUGGACGAAAACAGGUGGUACAACUUCGAUGACAGCCACAUAUCGCCUAUCAAUGAAGAAGACGUGAAGUCAGCUGCAGCUUAUGUCCUAUUCUAUAAAAGGGUGAACAAUGAUAGAUCUUCUGCAGGUUACACUUCUGUCCGAUGAGGAGGGUGCAGAUAAAAUCCUGAUCCUCUUGAAAACCAUUACCGAGGGACUGUCUCAAUUGUAGCUAUGCUGUGGGAGAUCAUGGUAAGGGA
Salvia splendens (bonfire salvia) is the source of this 1301-nucleotide messenger RNA. Its product is annotated as ubiquitin carboxyl-terminal hydrolase 5-like. Gene Ontology annotation, biological process: protein deubiquitination. The record is from RefSeq and is a predicted model, not a curated record. Gene Ontology annotation, molecular function: cysteine-type deubiquitinase activity. NCBI's taxonomy places the organism in Eukaryota, Viridiplantae, Streptophyta, Magnoliopsida, Lamiales, Lamiaceae. The coding region runs from base 127 to 1209 and encodes 360 amino acids. The transcript is spliced from 6 exons.